AUGAAGAUUGAAGUCAAGGCUCAGUUUGGGACAUGGAGGAGCAUUGACCCACAAGUAAGGAAAUCUAUCAGCUUCACCAGUUCUGUCAAAGGAAUUCAAUCAAAAGGAUAUGCUGGUGCAUACCAAAGCAGAAUGGCUAUGUCGAGGACUAUGACUGUGGUACCUGAAGUGAAAGUAGACAAAAUGACUGUGUCCUCUACCAAGACACCCCUGCAAGUGUUUGAUAUAAAUGGAGUGGAUGUUACUCCUAGACCUCUUUAUCAACCAGACCCACUCACUGGCACAGCAAAGCCAAAUAAACUGCUGACAUCACAAGACGGAUCACUUGGAUCAGAUCUGAAAUCUUCGUAUACCUUGUAUCAGAAUACCAUAAUGAAUCCCACUUUAUUAGGACAGUACACAAGGUCAGCUUUAGGAAGCAGUACUGUUUCUAGGUCAAGUAUAUCAACAACUGAAUCAAUAGCUGAAGACCUAGAAGAACCAUCCUACAGACGAGAAAGAUUGGUUAGUUAUACAGAUUUACGAGUUGUAAGAACGACAACUGAAAAAGUUUUAACAAAAGAAGAUUUGGAAAAGAACAUAGAGAUAAUACUCACAGAGUCAGAAACACUGAGGUUUUUUGACCUGCCAACAGUCCUGGUCUCUGUAGAAUCUGAUGAAGCGGAGAAAGUAAACCAGAGAAACAUAAAGUAUGAAAUCCUUUGUAAAAAUAGAGCCGGCAAUGACUUAUAUGUUGAAAGGAUGAUGCAGACUAUCAAUGGGGCUCCAAAGACGAAAGAAGUUCAAUGUGACAAAAUCUUAAUGGAGGACAAAGGUAUAAUGUCCACUACUUGGGAUUUGUAUGAUUCCUACAACGCGAUGGAGCUUGCGUCUUCCUCAGUGAUGGGAUCGUGUAAAGGAAAAACACCAUGUAAAGAAUGGGAACAAAAAGUGCCAGGGGCUAGUACUGAAAAAAAUAGUGAAGCGAGUUCCCUGAUGGAUAUUGAAAAUGUAAUUCUUGCUAAAGUCCAUGAUGAUGAGGAAGACCACUCAGAUGCAAUAUUGAAAUCUGAUAAGUUUCUUCAGGACUUGUUUUUUAUGGAACGUGUUUUAAUGGAAAAUGUAUUUCAGCCCAAACUGGCAGCUUAUCGGCAGCUUCCCGUUUAUAAAGAACCUGAACCUGAAGAGCCUGAAGACAGUUUAGAAGGCAAAACACUUGAAACGGUAGAGGAAGAAGUUAAGAAGGAGGAGGAGGAUGAAAUUGAAGUGGAUGCACAAGAAUCAACAAUACCGGCCAAUUUGGAAAGACUUUGGUCAUUUUCCUGUGACUUAACAAAAGGCCUAAAUGUGAGCAGCCUAGCCUGGAAUAAAGCAAAUCCAGACAUUUUGGCUGUGGGCUAUGGGCACUUUGGAUUUAAAGAACAAAAAAGAGGAUUGGCUUGCUGCUGGUCUCUAAAGAAUCCCAUGUGGCCAGAACGUAUUUAUCAGAAUGUACAUGGAGUUACCGCUCUGGAUUUUUCUAUUGGAUCACCCAACCUUUUGGCCGUUGGCUAUUACAAUGGCAUGGUUGCAAUUUAUAAUGUACAGAGCAACAGUACCGUUCCAGUUCUGGAUAGUAGUGAAUCUCCUCAAAAGCAUUUGGGACCUAUAUGGCAAAUUCAGUGGAUAGAACAAGAUCGAGGCACAACAGGUGAUGACAAAAGAGAAAUAUUAGUUUCAAUAUCAGCAGAUGGAAGAAUCUCCAAAUGGGUUAUACGCAAAGGACUGGAUUGCCAUGAUUUGAUGAAAUUGAGGCGAACUACUGCUAGCAGCAACAAAAAAGGGGAAAAGGAAAAGAAAGGUGAAGCUUUGAUAUCUCGACAGGCUCCUGGACUGUGUUUUGCUUUUCACCCCAAGGACACAAAUAUUUAUUUGGCUGGCACUGAAGAAGGUCAUAUUCACAAAUGUUCUUGUUCAUAUAAUGAACAAUAUCUUGAUACCUACAGAGGCCAUAAGGGCCCAGUGUAUAAAGUAGCAUGGAAUCCAUUUUGUCAUGAUGUAUUCUUAAGUUGUUCUGCAGAUUGGGGUGUUAUUAUAUGGCAACAGGACAGCACCAAGCCAUUUUUGACAUGUUACCCAACUACUUAUGUGGUUUAUGAUAUUGCCUGGUCUCCAAAAUCCGCCUAUAUAUUUGCAGCUGCCAAUGAGACCAGGGUGGAAAUUUGGGACCUUCACUUCAGCACUUUGGACCCUCUGAUAGUGAAUUUUGCUAACCCUGGGAUCAAGUUCACAACUGUUAUCUUUGCCAAACAAACAGAUUGCCUCCUAGUAGGAGACAGUGAUGGUCAGGUGGUUGUAUAUGAACUGCGGAAUAUGCCCACUGUCUUGGAUUCUGGACGGGGCGAUAUCAUAUGCAGUUUGCUUGGACCCAAGUUAAACCAGUCAGGAUAAUUCAUCAUUUCUCUAUCUUGGUGAUGGUUUUUGAAAGAAAAGAGAACAGUGUUUAAUAAUCAGUUUGU
This is a messenger RNA of Echinops telfairi (small Madagascar hedgehog), 2477 nucleotides long. It is a transcript of the gene DNAI4, whose product is annotated as dynein axonemal intermediate chain 4. Bases 1 to 2409 code for a protein of 802 amino acids. NCBI's taxonomy places the organism in Eukaryota, Metazoa, Chordata, Mammalia, Afrosoricida, Tenrecidae. The transcript is spliced from 17 exons. The record is from RefSeq and is a predicted model, not a curated record. Gene Ontology annotation, cellular component: axonemal dynein complex. Gene Ontology annotation, molecular function: dynein light chain binding; dynein heavy chain binding. Gene Ontology annotation, biological process: cilium movement.